AUGGUGAGCGGGAGCAGCGACUGCACGGUGCGCGUCUGGGAACUGGUAUCUGCUCCUUCCCCUGAAGACACCGGUGAUGGGGGUGCGGCACAUGUCAUACGUGCUGAGGUGAAGCAGGUGUUAGAGGACCACUCGGCGGGCGUGCUGGACUUGCGGAUGAACGAGCGUUGGAUUGUGAGCUGCUCGAAGGAUACCCUAAUUCACGUGUAUUCACGGGAUACACUCGAGCUCGUUCACGUCCUACGAGGACAUGAAGGUCCAGUUAACGCUAUUGCCGGGUUGGAUAGUGAGGUCGACUCCUCAGGACGCCUCGUAUCGCACGUAGUGAGCGCCAGUGGUGAUGGAAAGAUGAUUCUAUGGGAUGUCGAGAGUGGAGAGCGUAUCCGUGUGUUCGAAGGCCACGAUCGUGGGCUCGCGUGCAUUGAAUUUAAGAAUGACCUUAUCCUGAGUGGCUCGAACGACUGCACGAUCAAACUUUGGCGUGCCUCGACAGGGGAGUGCCUGCACACUUUUGCAGGUCAUACAAUGCUCGUCCGCGCUCUUUGCUUCGACCCACACACUGGUUACAUCGUCAGCGCAAGCUACGACCGCACCGUGCGUGUCUGGGAAUGGCGAGAGGGCGAGAACGCGUAUGCACGGGAGCGUGGCUGGCCAACGGGAGAUGGGGAAAGCCGAACAAGCACGAGCUCGGCGACGUCAACUCGCACCACCGCCUCCCGGCGGAGCAAGACCCAAGGUGCGGGGCGACUCAUUCGCGAGUUCAGGAACCUCCACGCAAGCCAUAUCUUUGACGUGAAGUUUGACGUUGGGAAGAUCGUGAGGUAA
Molecule: messenger RNA, 825 nt
Organism: Coniophora puteana RWD-64-598 SS2
Lineage: Eukaryota; Fungi; Basidiomycota; Agaricomycetes; Boletales; Coniophoraceae
Product: WD40 repeat-like protein
Exons: 3
Coding region: 1-825 (274 amino acids)
Molecular function (GO): protein binding
Source: RefSeq, a predicted model, not a curated record